AUGAUUGCUGGAAGGGGGAGAAGGAUACGCCCCCCAAGACGGGGCCUGGGUACUAGCGAUGCAGUUGACUUUGACUCGAUGUGGGAUGUCUUAGCCUCCUCACUUCGAGAAAUACACACCAAGAACGCCUCUAAGCUGUCGUUCGAGGAGCUCUACCGCAACGCCUACAAGCUUGUGCUCAAGAAGCGGGGUGAGACCCUUUACAUCAGGGUGAAGGAGUUCGAAGCAGAAUGGCUCGCAAACGAGGUGCAACCAAGGAUCAUAGAAGAGCUCUCCCAGACCCUCCUCCUCGCAACAUCUGGAACACAAAUGAUUGCCACAGCCAAUGAGAAAAGAGUUGCAGGAGAGAAGUUACUGAGAGCUCUGAAGCAAGCAUGGGAGGAUCACAAUCUUUGCAUGAAUAUGACUACUGAUGUCCUGAUGUAUAUGGAUCGUGUUUACUGUAAAGAUUUUCGGAAACCGUCGAUAUUCUCUGCCUCCAUGGGGCAGUUUCGCGAUCACGUACUGAGAACUCCUCUCUCUGACAACCCUGAUGACCAAAUUAGCAUUGCCCAUAUCCUCAAUGCCGUUAUGUUGGAUCAAGUGCAAAUGGAUCGAGAAGGCGAUAUAGUCGACAAAUCACUCCUGAAAUCCUGUGCCUACAUGCUAGAGGGUCUUUACGAAACAGAAGAUGAGGAUGAGUCUACUAAGCUGUACCUCACAAGCUUCGAGCCUGAAUUCCUAAGAGCGAGCGAAGAAUUCUACCGCCUAGAAGGCGCCAAACUAUUAUUAGAAGCAGAUGCCGGGACGUUCUGUAAAGAUGCUAGGAAACGAGUCAACGAAGAAGAGGACCGAUGCAGAUCGACUCUGUCUCCAUUGACCUUGACGAAGGUCAAAAGCGUGGUCGAAACUGAGCUCAUCAAGAAAAAUCUCCCGGAAGUAAUAGCGCUUGAGGCCAGUGGCGUCAAGUACAUGCUGGACAAUGAGCGGCUCUUGGAGCUUGAGUUAAUAUACGAGUUGAGCGCAAGGGUCGAUCCGAAGAAAGAGGAGCUGAGGAAGGCCGUUCAGGCUCGCAUUCUAGAGAUGGGAAACGAUGUGAACAAAGCUACCGCUGCUGCAACGCAUACUCUACCAAAACCCUCGGACCAAGACGGCGACAAAGCUGAGGGGGAGGAAAAGGCAUCAGAAAAGCCAGUAAGCCAGCAAACCACAGCAGCCAUCAAAUGGGUCGAUGAUGUUUUGCAGCUGAAAGAGAGAUACGACCACGUGCUCACCGAAGCUUUCAAGUCAGAUCAAGGUUUACAAACUGCUUUCUCGCGCAGCUUUACGGACUUCAUAAACGCCUUUGAGAGAAGCUCUGAGUAUCUCUCACUCUUCUUCGACGAAAACAUGAAGAAGGGCAUCAAGGGUAAGACAGAGAACGAAGUUGAUCUGCUCCUGGACAAAGGUAUUACUUUACUACGGUACAUCCAGGACAAGGACAUGUUCGAACGAUACUACAAGAAGCAUCUGUCGAGACGGUUGCUGAUGAAGCGCUCCAUCAGCAUGGAUGCCGAGCGCCAGAUGAUAUCCAAGAUGAAGAUGGAGGUUGGGAACACGUUUACGCAGAGGAUCGAAGCAAUGUUCAAAGAUAUGGCUGUCUCCGCAGAUCUCACGUCCAACUACAAGAGGCACGUGGCUGAACUGGGAGAUCCUGAUCCAAAGAGGGCGGAAAUCGAGGUCAACGUUCUGACCAGCACGAUGUGGCCGCUCGAAGCUAUGGCGCCCUCUUACAACGACGGAGAGGAUCGACCACGAUGCAUCUUCCCACCCCAGAUUGAGAGAAUCAAACAAGGCUUUGAGAAGUUCUACCUCGACAAACAUAGCGGACGCCAACUUACCUGGCAGGCAAAUAUGGGUACUGCAGAUCUCCGAGCCUACUUCCCAGAAAUGAAAGGGGCCAAGAAGACAAGAGAGAUCAAUGUAUCGACGUACGCGAUGGUCAUUCUUCUUCUGUUCAACGAUCUACCUCCAGGCGGGUUCAUGACGACGGAAGAGAUUCAGGCACGAACGAACAUACCCCUCAACGAGCUGACUCGAAAUCUUCAAUCGUUGGGCGUGGCGCAGAAGACGAGAGUCCUCCGCAAGGAGCCUAUGAGCAAAGACGUCAAGAUUGAUGACAAGUUCUACUUUAACGAGACGUUCUACUCGCAAUUUCAGAAGUUCAAGAUCGGCGUGGUCACGAGUGGCAAUAAGGUAGAGGACUCUCAAGAGCGCUCAGAGACAGAGAAGAAGAAUAAUGACACUCGGGGGGGUGUGAUUGAAGCUGCUAUUGUGCGGAUCAUGAAGCAACGCAAAGAAUUGUCCCAUCAGAAGCUGAUCGCCGAAGUGAUCCAGCAACUGACAGCAAGAUUUAUGCCAGAUGUCAACAUGGUAAAGAAGCGAGUUGAAAGUCUUAUAGAGAGGGAGUAUCUGGAGCGAAUUGAGGACCGAGAGCCAGCAGCAUAUCGGUAUUUGGCAUGA
This is a messenger RNA of Letharia columbiana, 2481 nucleotides long. RefSeq lists its product as uncharacterized. The transcript has 4 exons. Gene Ontology annotation, molecular function: ubiquitin protein ligase binding. Lineage: Eukaryota; Fungi; Ascomycota; Lecanoromycetes; Lecanorales; Parmeliaceae. Gene Ontology annotation, cellular component: Cul3-RING ubiquitin ligase complex. Bases 1 to 2481 code for a protein of 826 amino acids. Gene Ontology annotation, biological process: protein ubiquitination; ubiquitin-dependent protein catabolic process. The record is from RefSeq and is a predicted model, not a curated record.